Messenger RNA from Vicia faba (fava bean), 1209 nucleotides. The record is from the annotation of a GenBank genome assembly. Lineage: Eukaryota; Viridiplantae; Streptophyta; Magnoliopsida; Fabales; Fabaceae.
AUGCACCAUUCAAGAGAGGUUCCUCUGGGAAGUUGUGAUCAUCAGGCAAGAAAGAGGAUUCAGUUGGACCUUCUUCACGAAUCAGGUUUCAUUCAGGAAGGUGGAAUUCUGAUCACGGAGUUUGCUUUAGAUUAUUUCAAGAAGAAAUAUCAUGAGAAUUUAGGUUUUGAUUUAUUUACCGAGCAUGCAAGUGGCCUUGUUAGUAAACCAAAAAAAAAGCAACGCAAGGUUGCAGAAUACUACAAACAACAGGAGAGGCUCCUUGAGGGAUAUAAUGAUAUGGAUACCAUGACUGGAACUGGACUUUUCCCAGGAAGUAUUACCGAGGAUGAAAUGAAGCAAUUAGAAAAAAGUGUGAGACUAGCAGUUAACGUGUCAAAUGCAGUAAACUUGGUGUUAUUUGCAGCCAAAGUGUAUGUUUCAAUUGAGAGUAGAUCAUUAGCAGUGAUUGCAUCCACUUUGGAUUCUCUCUUAGAUCUCUUGUCAGGGUUCAUAUUGCGGUUCACUGCUAAUGCCAUGAAAACACCAAACCAUUAUCAUUAUCCAAUUGGAAAGAAAAGGAUGCAUCCAGUGGUUGGAUUAGCUGCUGCUAUGUUGGCUGUCAAGUUCUAUUGGUGGAUUGAUCCAUUGGGAGCUAUUAUUAUAGCACUGUACACAAUUAUUACAUGGGUGAAGACAAUGAUUGAGAAUGUAUCAUCACUUAUUGGAAGGACAACACCACCUGAUUUUCUAGCAAAGUUGACAUAUCUAAUAUGGAAUCAUCAUUUAGAAGUUAAACACAUAGAUACUGUGAGAGCAUACACUUUUUGUGUUCACUAUUUUAUUGAAGUAGAUGUGGUGUUUCCAGAAGACAUGCCAUUACCCAAACAAUUCGACACCUGUGACAUUGAUUCCAAGGUCAAUCUUGAGCUAUUGGCCAAUGCGGUUCUUGUAGGUAUCAAAGGCAAGAAUGUUCGGAGUGUGAUUGAGAGUUUGAACAAAGUGGAGAGUAUUGCCAAGAUUUCUUUAUCUACUCAUCUUGAUGCCCCUGUCAUUGCAAAUGAGUGUCUUCAAUUGGUUACAAGUGGCCACAUUGAAGAAGUUGUUGAGCUGAUGGAGGUCUUCUCACGUUUCCAGUCAUCAAUUGCAGAACUCGUUCAACCAUCUGACAUUCUAAAAAGAUGUGUUCUUAAAUGUAAACCAAUCCAUUGUAGCCCAAGACAUGUAUAA